AAUUUCAACAAAAUAAUGAACUUUCAACUGAUGUAAAUGAUGCUAUAAAUCUUUUAACACAAAAACUUGAAGAUUAUUAUUUAACUUUUGAUAGUUUAGUAUAUAUUAUUACAACAAAAUCAAAUAUAUUGACAUCAAAACAAAUAGCAUUAACUAAUUAUAUUUUUAAAAAGCAAAAAGUAAUGUAUAAAGAUGAAUUGGAAUCUUAUUUAAAAAAACCUGCAUCUAAUUUUGAAAUAGAUACAUUAUCAUAUUGGAAG
Messenger RNA from Diversispora eburnea, 260 nucleotides. The record is from the annotation of a GenBank genome assembly. Lineage: Eukaryota; Fungi; Glomeromycota; Glomeromycetes; Diversisporales; Diversisporaceae.